CUUUAUUGAUAAAAGGAGCCAAAUGUUCUUCCGACCAUUGAAUUGAUAAACGACAAAAGAAAGGAAACAACGACAAGAUGAAUGAUAGGAAGAGACCAUGAUGAAGGUAUGAACGAUGGGCGAUGGUCUCAGGGAGUGGAGUCAUUCUCUUCGGGCUAAGGUUAUCCCAACAGUCCCCUCCUCUCUAUGGCCGGAGCUG
Molecule: messenger RNA, 199 nt
Organism: Linum tenue
Lineage: Eukaryota; Viridiplantae; Streptophyta; Magnoliopsida; Malpighiales; Linaceae
Source: the annotation of a GenBank genome assembly